UAUUUUAAUUACGUGCACUCUCCAGAUUUGGCACAUUCUCUCGAUUUAUUUUUCCAAAAUCUUCGACGAGAGAAAAUUCCACAUCUCGGCAUCGUCAAUCGUGGCUCUAUGAUUCUCUAUUCUCCAAAAUUAUCUGGAUUGUGAAUUGUGGUAUUUGGGCUAAGCAUGAAGCAAGUGUAUGCGUCCAAUUGAUGUUCAAACUUUUAGUGUUACACUAGAUUCAGGUGGGGAUAGUAAUGGAAUCGAUGUUUUCAAGUGUAGUGAAAUCUACAUUAGACUGGAUAACCUUGAUUCUUGAUGCUCCCUCUGCUCGGGCAGUUAUAUUUGGUGUGCACAUUGGAGGACAUUUAUUUGUGGAGGUUCUUCUUUUGGUGGUUAUAAUUAUUCUCCUUUCCCAGAAGAGUUACAAGCCCCCCAAGCGGCCCUUAACAAAGAAGGAAAUAGAUGAGUUAUGUGAUGAAUGGGUUCCAGAGCCACUUAUCCCGUCACUCACAGAAGAGAUGCUGUAUGAACCGCCAGUGUUGGAAAGUUCUGCUGGACCGCAUACAAUUAUCAAGGGAAAAGAAGUAGUGAAUUUUUCAUCUGCAGAUUAUCUUGGAUUGAUAGGCCACGAGAAGUUACUUGAUUCAUGUACACAUGCAUUGGAGAAAUAUGGUGUAGGUUCAUGUGGUCCUCGUGGGUUUUAUGGGACAAUUGAUGUACACCUUGAUUGUGAAGCCAGAAUAGCAAAAUUUUUGGGAACUCCAGACUCAAUUCUGUAUUCUUAUGGACUUUCUACUACGUUUAGUGCAAUUCCAGCUUUUUGUAAAAGAGGAGAUGUCAUUGUAGUGGAUGAGGGUGUUCAUUGGGGAAUACAAAAUGGGCUAUAUCUAUCCAGAAGCACAAUUGUAUAUUUCAAGCACAAUGAUAUGAAAUCCUUGAGAGAUACUCUUGAGAAAAUCACUGUCGGGAAUGAAAGAGCUAAGAAACUGCGACGCUAUAUUGUGGUUGAAGCAGUGUACCAGAAUUCUGGUCAAAUUGCACCAUUGGACGAGAUUGUCAAAUUGAAGGAGGAGUAUCGAUUUCGUGUUAUAUUGGAUGAGAGCAACUCCUUUGGCGUACUUGGCUGCACUGGAAGAGGUCUCACAGAACACUGUGGGGUUUCUGUGGAUAAGAUAGAUAUAGUAACUGCCGCUAUGGGGCAUGCGUUGGCUACAGAAGGAGGAUUCUGCAGUGGAAGCGCUAGAGUCGUUGAUCACCAGCGCCUGAGCAGUUCGGGUUAUGUUUUUUCUGCUUCAUUGCCCCCAUAUUUAGCUUCUGCUGCCAUUACUGCCAUAGAUCUUAUAGAGGAAAAUCCUAUUCUGUUAACAAAGCUGAAAAAGAACAUAGCUAUUUUGUGGCAAGGAUUGUCAGAUAUACCAGGCCUUAAACUAGGAAGCAAUCAAGAAUCACCCAUUGUCUUUCUCUUAUUAGAGAAAUCUACAGGGUCAAUACAAAUUGAUCUACAACUCCUUGAAAACAUUGCUGAACGUGCCCUCAAGGAAUACUCUGUAUUUGUUGCGACUUCUAAACGAUCGACGGUUGAUAAAUGUCGAUUACCAGUAGGAAUCAGGCUGAUGGUGUCUGCUGGCCAUUCUGAAUCUGAUUUGCUGAAGGCUAUAGAAUCAUUGAAAAGCGUUGCAGCAGUGGUGCUCAAGGAUCAAAAAUAGGUGUGGAUGUCGAAUAGCUUGAUGCAGGGCCGACAAAGAUGUUUCUGUUGUCAUUUAAUAGUUGUUUCAAGGUUAGAAUCAUGAUUUUCUUGUACCCUUUUAUGUUUAUUCUGCCGGGGUUAGGAGUUUAGCAGGAUCAAUAAUCAUCUUGUUACAUCCAUUUUAACUGUUGUUGUUGCUUGGGGAGGGGGGAGAAUAAUUUAUCAUCUUGUUUGCUUGUUAGGAUUUUUUGCUAUAGGCUGAUAUUCUUCCUUCAAUUGCUUUGGUAGUUACAGAAUUCAUAAUUCAUUUUGAAGUCUCAAUAUUCUGGUUUCUGCAUAGUUGGAUGGUUCAUGUUGACUAGAUACUGUAAUUGUUGAUCAUUAUAUUUGGAAUAUUUAGAUUGUUGUUAUAAUCUUAUAUAUGAAGCUAUUUCAUUCAAA
Molecule: messenger RNA, 2110 nt
Organism: Cucurbita pepo subsp. pepo (vegetable marrow)
Lineage: Eukaryota; Viridiplantae; Streptophyta; Magnoliopsida; Cucurbitales; Cucurbitaceae
Product: long chain base biosynthesis protein 1
Biological process (GO): ceramide biosynthetic process; sphingosine biosynthetic process
Cellular component (GO): endoplasmic reticulum
Molecular function (GO): serine C-palmitoyltransferase activity; pyridoxal phosphate binding
Source: RefSeq, a predicted model, not a curated record